Sphaeroforma arctica JP610 is the source of this 321-nucleotide messenger RNA. RefSeq lists its product as hypothetical. Bases 1 to 321 code for a protein of 106 amino acids. The record is from RefSeq and is a predicted model, not a curated record. Lineage: Eukaryota; Ichthyosporea; Ichthyophonida. The transcript has 2 exons.
AUGGGAAGGCUUAAGAGGACCAGUAUCACACACCGAACGAGUCGUGAGCACGGCAUCUGCAAUGAAAGAGCCACAAGUAAGGUCUCAUCCAUCAACGGUGUGAACGAUGACUACAGUGGUGUUAGUGUAGCGCUCGAUUCUGACGAUACUCGCGCGGAAGGCAUGCUGGAUGGCUCGUAUGUCGAGGAGAGGAAUGGUAUACCUGACAAGGACCCCACCGGCAAUAUCGCUAGAGAUGUGUCCGAUACAGUGGGAGGUGUUCAUAGUCACAUCUCUGCGUCUGAUACUGCUAGCGAAGUCGGAUAUGAAUCUACAAAAUGA